Molecule: messenger RNA, 891 nt
Organism: Melampsora larici-populina 98AG31
Lineage: Eukaryota; Fungi; Basidiomycota; Pucciniomycetes; Pucciniales; Melampsoraceae
Exons: 3
Coding region: 1-891 (296 amino acids)
Source: RefSeq, a predicted model, not a curated record
AUGCCUCUAGAGCAUCGAGAAGUGUUUGAGCCUUCAGUCUUUUACACUUUGUCCGGCCUGGUUCACAAUUCCGGGGAUGAUGACGAUGAAAGUGAUGUAGAGAAACUUCAGCUUCAGCCAGAAGUACUCACUAAAUUACAAGGAUUCUACGAUGAAUUGGUUUGUAAAGACAAGGUAGCCAAGGAAUAUGCAAAACUUGCAUCUGGGCAAGGUGGUCCUUCUCUUCCCGAUUUCAACCGCAAAUCUCUCAAAUGCAUAGAGCGGAUCCACAGCGAUAUUGAAAACGAAUCCAAUAACAUGGAGUUCUCAUACUACCUCUUGGCUUGUAGCACCCAUGCUUCAACUGAGGCUUCCUGCGGAUCGCCUGGAUGGGCUAGGGAGUUCACGUCUCACGAUGCAAUGGCUGUAUAUGUCAAUAAGAAGAGCAACUUCGGCAAGGUAUUUGCCGCACACGCCCAAGGCCUUUCGGUGGCCGAGGCAGUUGCUCAAAUAGUUGGACCUAAUGUUAUGUCAAAUGGUGGAAAGGUUCGAAAAACCGAUCCUGGUGAUAUAUUCAAAGCUGAUCUGGCACUGUUGCUGCGAGGAAGUUUCAGUUCCUUGACCGGGAAGGAACAAGGUUUCCCCCGUGGACCAGACCCAGUUUCUUUGUUACGGGAAGACCAUGGUAUUAAUAUUAUCCAACUACCAGGUUCCAAACUUCCUUCUGAGGUCCUGAAACUGGGUUUUAAUGCCAUGAAUAGUCGUAGAAGCCUUUGGCUGCAGGAUGUACAAGCAAAUAAGUUCAAGAUGGAAAAAAUCAAAGCAGAUUCAGAACCUCUUGAAGAGACUGCGGAUGAAAGUGUUUCAGCGACAGAAGAUCUAGUGAUGAUGACACAGGAUAUUCAGGAUUAG